AUGAAGUUCCAAGUCCUUCUUGCACUUCUGCCUCUAGUGAGCGCUGUUCCGGCACCAUUUCUCGAGCCUCGUGAUGGCACACCCAUUCCAGGGAAAUACAUUGUCACGCUCAAGCCCAACUCCAUCAAAGGGCAGAGUAUCCCUCAGAUCUUCACCAACCUCCUGGCCAAGAUCAAGUCAGAUGCGAAAUUCACAUACAACAUCGGCAACUUCAACGGUUUCGCCGCUUCAAUGAACGAGUCUACAGCCCAGGAGAUUCGCAAGCUUCCCGAUGUCGCACUAGUUGAGCCAGAUGUAGUCAUUAAAGCUGAUCUCGGUCAAAUCGAACAAAUCAUUUCAAAGAGGGCCUUCACAUCGCAAAACUCCGGCUCCUCCAUCUGGGGUCUAGGCAGACUCUCCUCCAAGACUCCCAAUGCUGCAAAGUACACAUACGACAGCACCGCCGGCGCCGCAACCUGUGCCUAUGUUAUCGACACUGGCAUUGACACCAAGCACCCCGAGUUUGAGGGCCGUGCCACUUUCCUCGCCAACUUUGCUGGUGAUGGCAACAACGCUGACGGCAACGGCCACGGUACUCACGUCGCCGGAACUAUUGGCUCUAAGACCUACGGCGUUUCUAAGAAGGCCAAGCUCUUUGCUAUCAAGGUUCUCAAGGCUGAUGGAUCUGGAGCCCUCUCUGGCGUAUUGGCAGGUAUCAACUAUGCUGCAAACGACGCUAAAAAGAGAAACUGCCGUGGAACUGUUGCCAACUUGUCUCUUGGUGGCGGCAAGUCUGUAUCCCUGAAUUCCGCUGCAGCAAGCGCUGUCUCAUCUGGUCUUUUCCUCACUGUCGCUGCUGGCAACUCUGCAGUAGAUGCUAGCGGUGCUUCCCCUGCUUCUGAACCUUCUGUCUUCACCGUCGGCGCAACAGACUCAAGCGACAAGUGGGCCAGUUUUUCAAACUUUGGCGCCUCAGUAGAUAUCCUCGCUCCUGGUGUGGCUGUCCUCUCCACAUGGCCCAGUGGUGGCACAGCCGUCCUUUCAGGUACUUCAAUGGCAACUCCCCACGUCGCUGGCCUUGCUGCCUAUCUUCUCGCCCUCGAGGGAAAGAAGGCGCCAGCUGCUCUAGCUUCCCGCAUCACUAGCCUUGGUAACAAGGACAAGAUCAGUAGCGUGCCAGGUGGUACCAUCAACCUUCUCGCUUUUAAUGGUAACCCAAGUGCUUAA
Messenger RNA from Plenodomus lingam JN3, 1206 nucleotides. RefSeq lists its product as uncharacterized. The record is from RefSeq and is a predicted model, not a curated record. Lineage: Eukaryota; Fungi; Ascomycota; Dothideomycetes; Pleosporales; Leptosphaeriaceae. Gene Ontology annotation, biological process: proteolysis. Gene Ontology annotation, molecular function: serine-type endopeptidase activity.